CGGGAGCCGGGCUCCGGGGCUCGCUUGGGCGCUCUCCCUCCGUGGGAGUCGGGGCUGGAGGGGAAGGGGCCGCCCAGGGAGCCGUGCGCGGACCUGGCGCUGCUCCUUCCAUCUUCCCAACGGGCCCCUCACAGCCCCGCGGCCCGGGCCGCCCCCCACACGGCAGGCAGAAGAAGCGGGUUAAAUUCCCGCGCGGGGCGGACGCUUAGGGGGCGGGAUCCGGGCAGGCCGGUGGCGGAGGCAAGCGGGGCUUUUCCUUCCCGCCGCGGGCAGUGGUCCCCGGGCCAGCUCCGUGGGGAGCCGUCCAGGGCCCCGCUCCUCCCCCUGCUGCCGGGGCCCGCUCGCCCGGCCCCUCCCGGGGAGGAGGAAAUCAGCUGCUGUCCCUUUAACAGGCGCUGGCGCUGAGCGGAGUUCAGGCCGGGGUCAGGGGGAGUUCGCAGCCCGGCCGUUACCUUUGCGCCUAGCCGUGCGCCGGCGGCACAUGCUGCCUCCUGCGCUGCGCCCCGGAGCGGCCGCCGGGCCUGGCACGCAGGGCGCAGCGAGCGCCGAGAGAGGCAGCGCCUUGGCAGCACAGCCCGUGGAGCUGGCAUGGGCCGGAGGCGCCGGCUGGCGGCGGGAGCUCGCGGCGGAGACCCAGGGGCUGAGGUUGCUGCUCACGGGAGAUGAGAGUCCGCAGAGACCUCGGCUGGCUGGCGGAAGCGACGGAGCCCCCAGGUGGCGGGGGGAGCCCCAUGCUGGAGGCCAUGGAGAUGCCGAGCCACUCGAGGCAGCUGCUCCUGCAGCUCAACACGCAGCGGCCAAGGGCUUCCUAUGCGACGUGAUCAUCGUGGUGCAGAACGCGCUGUUCCGGGCGCACAAGAACAUCCUGGCGGCCAGCAGCGCCUACCUGAAGUCGCUGGUGGUGCACGACAACCUGCUCAACCUGGACCACGAGAUGGUGAGCCCGGGGGUCUUCCGCCUGGUGCUGGACUUCAUCUACACCGGCCGCCUGGGCGAGUGCGAGCCCGGGGAGCAGGGCCUAGGCGCGGUGCUGGCGGCCGCCAGCUACUUGCAGGUGCCGGCCCUGGUGGCUCUAUGCAAGAAGAAACUGAAGCGGACGGGCAAGUACUGCCACCUGAGAGGCGGCUACAGCCCCUACGGCAAGAUGGCCAGGGGGCUGCGGGCUGCCACCCCCGUCAUCCAGACCUGCUACUCGGGUGCCCCCCGGCCUGUGGACAUGCAGCCUGGCGAGCCCCACAACCCCCUCAGCACGCAGUGCGGGGAGCUCUAUGCCUCUGCCUCCCAGGGCACCGCCCUGCACCAGCCUGGGCUGUGCCCACCCGAGAGGCACUGCUCCCCCCCCUGCGGCCUGGACCUCUCCAAAAAGAGCCCCACCAGCCCUUCCUCCCAGCUGCUGCCCACAGACAGACUCCACCCGGGGGACAGCAGGGAGCCCUUGCUGCCCCCCGGGCACGACAGCCCCCCGGGCAGCACUUCCCUGCUGGUCAACCACAGCUCUGCCUACAAAGAGCCACCCCAGGUGGGUGAAGGCGUGAUCCACCCUGCGGAGCGCUUCCGUGGCAGCCCGCCCUGUGCCGAGCCCCUUGCCCGGGCCGAAGGCCGCAACUUCCUGUACCGCUGGAUGAAGCACGAGACCCCGGGCAGCUACCUGGAGGAGUGUGAGGCGGAGAAGGAGCCUGAGCAGGAGGAGAAAGCCGAGUCGCCCCCACAGUCCCGCUACCCCAGCAUCGAGAGCAACGAGCUGGAGAAUGACAACAGCACCAGCGAGGACACGGGCAGCAGCGAGGGCCCAUCCCCCGGGGGCACCCUGGGCCCCUACUGCAGCCACCUGGCCUAUGAGCCUGAGAGCCUGGGGGACAACCUGUACGUGUGCAUCCCCUGCGGCAAGGGCUUCCCCAGCUCGGAGCAGCUCAACGCCCACGUGGAGGCCCACACCGAGGAGGAGCUGUACCACAAGGCGGCCUCGGAGCAGGCCGGCCCCUUCCUGGACAAAGGUGGCCAGAGCCUGGGUGACAUCAUCCGGCCCUACCGCUGCUCCUCCUGCGACAAGGCCUACAAGGACCCGGCCACGCUGCGGCAGCACGAGAAGACGCACUGGCUCACGCGGCCCUACCCCUGCACCAUCUGCGGCAAGAAGUUCACGCAGCGCGGCACCAUGACGCGGCACAUGCGCAGCCACCUGGGCCUUAAGCCCUUCGCCUGCGACGCCUGUGGCAUGCGCUUCACCCGGCAGUACCGGCUCACCGAGCACAUGCGCAUCCACUCGGGCGAGAAGCCCUACGAGUGCCAGGUGUGCGGCGGCAAGUUCGCCCAGCAGCGCAACCUCAUCAGCCACAUGAAGAUGCACGUGGCCGGGCCCGACGGCAAGUCCAAGCUGGACUUCCCUGAGAGCGUCUUCGCCAUGGCGCGGCUCACGGCCGACCAGCUGGGCCUCAAGCAGGAGAAAGCGGCCGAGCUGCUGUCGCACACCUCACACUUCCUCAGCGACCCCAAGGGCCUGGAGAGCCUGUACCCGCUGGCCCGGUUCACAGCCGAGCACCUGGGGCUGAGCCAGGAGAAGGCAGCCGAGAUGCUGGGGCCAAGCCCACUGCUGCAUGGCGACCGGACCAUAGAGCGCUAUUCCCCCACCUAAUGGGGUGGCGCAAGACCCCCAGGGCCGCCCACUGCAGCUGGAGCCAAAGAGGCCACAUGGAUGCUGGGUCUGCAGAGCCCGCGCGCGGUUCCCUCCCCAGAUGGACUCUCUGUAGCAUUUGGGGAGUGGGAAUUAUUUUCCCUGAAAAUGUGGAGUGGUGGAGAUCUUCUGCCUCCCCCCACUUCAUGGGGACAGACCAGACAAGCCAAACAGCGCGGGAAGGCCAAGCCCCUUGCUGAGGGUCCCACACGAGUGGUGCUGUUGUGGGGCUAGGAGUAAUGUGCUGCAGGGGUGGGGCUGUGUUUCAGCUGGGCUAUGGCUUGGUGCGAAUAGUAAGGUGGUGGUGGGGGGCUGUGAUCAAACCCCACUUAUUGGCCCACGGCCUCCAUCUCCUCUUACGUCCUGUCAUAGCUGCUGCCAGGAGCUGUGCCCAGAUACAAUGCAGUCUGUACCGUGCCCUUGCCUUACCUGGCACAGCCACCAAGUGCCCAGCAGGGGCUGGUGCUUUCCCAGCACAAGGAAAAUGUGAACCUGCCUCCUACCUCAGGAGCCAGUUGCUCCCCUCCCUGGGACUCAAGAGGGCCAUGGCAGUCUUCCUCCCGCAGCCUCCCUGCUGCAGACGGGCCCAGUACGAGCACAAUAACCCAGCUCUAUGCCCACUGCUUAAAUCUUCCUCCCCUGCCUCCUGCCCCCAGUCCUAGGCUGCCUCUGCUCAGGCCCCCUUGGAGCCCAGCUUCCCAUGGCACCAGGCCCAGAGCAGCUCAGGGCUCAGCGAGGGACACAGAGAUUUGCUGUUGAAGCAACUGCAGCUCUGCUUUGUGCCUCAAUGAAAAUUGGGCUUUUGCAGCUGCCUUCAGCUGGGAUCCCCCUAGCUUUGCUCACCAGCCUGAACUCUGGCUCGAGAGUGCAGCCCAGCCUGCUGCAAAUGCAAAGGGGCCCCUCAAUUGUCCAGGGCUGUCAUGUCCACUGGGCACUGGCUGCACCCUAGCCAGGAGGGGCUGUCAGUGCCUGCUGCAGGGAACAUGAGCCUGUCCUGCCUGGCUCGACCCUUGGUAGCAUGGGCGGUGGGCAGCAGGAACAGAUCUUACCCAGAGUAGGCUUGUCCCAGCAGCUGCAGCUGGGCGCUGCCUGUCUUUGGAGGAGCUGCGGCCACCACUCAGGACGGAGCUGCACAGGGGCACAGCUUUGUCCAGCAGCUGGAUCCCUGCUGGGUAUAGCAGGAGCAGCAGAAGGGUUUAAUCUUCUGAGGCCUCUGCAGGAAUCUCUACACCUUGGCCCAGCAACCCGUCAGAGCCUGGCCUGGUGCAUGCCUCCUGCUACAGAACCCUGGUUGGGGCAGCUCCUCUCCCAGCUGUGACUGCAGCUGGGCCUGGCUCCCAAAGAUCUUCCUGGGCCCACCUCACUGAGCAGAAACCAAACCAACCACCUGAGGAGGAGACCCAGUCCCCACACCCUCGCUGUACUCAGGGAUGGCCCCAGUGUCCUGCCUGACCCAGGCCAGGCCCAGCUGCCUCAGAGGAGAAUUCCUGCGCUGGGCGAUUCCUGAGGAACCUAAGCCCAGAGUUUCCUCCACCCUUCCCCAGUCGCUGGUGGGAGGGAGCGUGGAUCUGGGGCCCAGGUGGCCCUAAACUGAGCCCCUGGGAUGCAUCCCUCCCCACCCUCCAGUCUCUGCUCUGUGGGAUCUCAGGUGGGGACCUUGCUGCUGUUUCUCUAGGGGUCUCUGCUGGGAGGUGGGCCGGAAGCAUGAGGACAUGGGAGCAGUUUGUUAAACCCCAACUGAGCUUUCCCAGGGGUGGGCCCCCCUCCUGCCUUACUAGGCUGCAGCGGGAGGCCUGCCCCCUCCCAUGGCUGGUGCCCAGGCAGAGCAGGGCUCCAGGCCACAGAGCAUGCAGGCAGGGGGCCGGGCUGCUCUCCUUGUACCAAAGGGCUUUGUCCCUGCGCUAGGGCAUCUCCCCGUCCCUCAAACAGGUCUGGUGGGAGGCCCCCUCCCCUCUGCUCCCCAGAGGCUCAGUCCUGGCCCAGGAGCUUGUGACAAAGACAAGAUCACCCAGUCACCUGCUUUGUGGUGCCAGGGAGAGGAAGCAGCUGCCUUGCUUGGCACCGCUGGGCAGCAGGGCUCUGCCAUGCUCCGGCAGGUGAAGCCCGCUGGGGGCAGUGCAGGGGCCAAUGACACUGAUGGGGUGAGCAGGUAGGUCUCUGGCCUGGUGGCCAAUGGGGACAGGUGCUGCAUGCAGGUGCCCCCUUGCCCUGCCUGAUAGCGCACUGAGCUCAGGCCGGCCGGGCUGCACUGGGCAGGCAGAUCCUCCCUGCACUCCUGGGUUAAUGGGGCACAAGAGCCAGGUGCUGCCACUCCCGGAGCCCUGCUUGGGGCCUUCCUUGCUCUGUCCAGACUGGGCCACCAAAGCCAUAGA
This is a messenger RNA of Gopherus flavomarginatus (Mexican gopher tortoise), 5043 nucleotides long. RefSeq names its product hypermethylated in cancer 1 protein-like. The record is from RefSeq and is a predicted model, not a curated record. NCBI's taxonomy places the organism in Eukaryota, Metazoa, Chordata, Testudines, Testudinidae. Gene Ontology annotation, cellular component: nucleus. Gene Ontology annotation, biological process: regulation of transcription by RNA polymerase II. Gene Ontology annotation, molecular function: RNA polymerase II cis-regulatory region sequence-specific DNA binding; DNA-binding transcription factor activity, RNA polymerase II-specific; protein binding.